AUGUCCCUUGACGUCCCUCAUGAAGCAGCUGCCUCAAGUACGUCGAGCAUCGCUCCUUCUUCCGAAAAUGACAUUACCACCGCGGUAAAUGCCUUGAAGAGUAUCAAGCCUACGACAUGGCAAGCGUACAAGGACGAACUUGUUCAGGCCGGCGUACUCCAGCUUCUACGCUUUCAGCUUAAGGAAAUUGAUGUAGCUGUCAACCCUCAAGAUCUGUUCCGCAGAGCACAGGGCUUUCAGACCAUUCUUCAGGCUAUUCAGAAUUUGGUAGAAACAUGGCAGCAGUCAUCGCGGUUGUCAGAAUCCAGAGAGCUGAUUCAGGUUUUGGCUCAACUUCUUCUGGUUCUCGAAUCAGCCUUGGUUCACCAUUCCGGGAAUAACAGAUACUUUCGAACAAGAAUUGAAGGCAAUGGCUGGAUGGUACUUGAGCGGAUCCUUUCCACCUUGCUGAAUGUAUUCAUAAAGAGUGAGGCAGACAACAACGUUUUGGAACAGUUGUACGGCGUGCUCUUUGCAACCGCAAUGAACGACGAGGCAGUAGCAUCGAUUUACACCCACGUUGCUAAAGCCUGCCCUCCACCCGAACGCAGCUGGGACCUCAAGAACGCAGCCACAAUCGAGACACACGUAACGAAGUACCUGAGUGAAAUUACUGAUGUCGCGUUGCCAGACAUGCUCUCCAUCAUGACCAAGACCUGGACUGAAUAUAUGCAAAAGGCAGGGCAAUCCAUACAGACCAUCAAUCUAGCCUUGCCUAUCAGUGUCAAGGUUGUGAUGGAGAGUUCGAGACAAAACGUUGUUGAAGCGCAUACUGCUGGCCUGCUCAGCGCUAUCAUGCCUCUACUGUUCGAUGGUCAGCAUACACUCGUCGAGAAAUCUGUCUAUCGUGAAGUAGCCCUCCUGCUCUUUCAGCAAGGCGUUGCCAACCUUGACGAUGCUCACUAUCUCUUCUCAAAGGCUGCUACAUCGGUGGCCGCCGCUUCCUUCUUGCUCGAUGCCAUUCGCGCUUCCCGCCAGCCUGCUAGCAUUCAGUUCGACCUCUCCCGAUAUGGGUCCUCGUCCGUCGAGCUACCGAACCUGCGAAAGACCUUUCCACCUCUUCACUCGGACGGCUACUCCCUGGCCUUAUGGGUUCGUUUCGACAACUUCGAUUCGGCUGCUCACACCACUCUUUUUGGAGCCUGCGAUAAGACUCAGACUUGCUUCGUCCUUGCCUAUCUUGAAAAGGACUCGCAUCAUCUAAUCCUGCAAACUGCCGUCAAAGGUUCUCGUCCGAGCGUGAGGUUCAGAUCUGUCAAGUUUGAGAAAGAGAGGUGGUACCACAUAUGCAUCGUGCACAAAAAGCCACGCACGACCAGCUCUUCAAAAGCAUCUCUAUUUGUGGAUGGUUUAUUCGUCGAACAAACCAAGGCCAACUUUCCUGCGACACCACCAUUAGAUCGUGCGGUUGGUCCGAAAGUGCAGGCCUUCUUAGGAACGCCACAAGAUCUCGCACCAAACACUGAUGGUACCUGUACAACUUUGUGGUCGCUAGCAUCUGCAAUCCUCUUCGACGUCACGCUAAAUGAAGAUAUCAUCGCAGUCAUGUACCACCUUACUCCGCACUACCACGGCAAUUUACAGGACUGCCUUGGCUCGUUUCAGACUUACUCUGCCUCAGCUGCAUUGAACUUCAGGAACGAAACGCUCAACGCGGGCAACGAAAACUCGUCCCAGUUGUAUAUUGCAAUUCGAUCCAAGGGCAGUGGCGUCAUUCAGGAGGAUUCGAUCUUGCUGAACAUCUCUCCUGCGGCGGUACUUGAUAGUGAUGACCGCAACAAUAUCGAUGAAAGCCAGUUGAUAAAAUCUCUGUCAAAAGUCGCUGCCAAAAACCUCUUUUCAUAUACACGAUCUGGAGCAAACGCCAUCGCGAUCAACGGAGCUGUCCCAGCUAUCAACGAUGCACUGGUCCAGGCUAAUGGCGUGGCCAUGCUGAUGGGUGAGCCAGUCGUCACUGUGCCUCAGUCCUUGGACGAAGUCUCAUGGAGACUAGGAGGCUGCGCAGCAAUCGGACUAGCCUUGGUUAGUAAAGCUCGUACCACCGAAGAAGUCGCCAUUGCGGUUGAUAUUCUACUGGACACGAUCAAGUACAGCUGGCGGAACAGCGAGGUCAUGGAACGCAACAGUGGCUACAAUGUUCUUAGCAGCUUGAUCAAGGACAAGCUGACCAUACCUUCGAGUGUGAAUAAUCAGAAGGCUGGUUUGGCAAUCGCCACUCCGACGCUUGAUCGAAGUGGCCUUGCUCUUAGGUUGCUCAGAUCAAUACUCUCGUUCCUCGGAUACGAUAGUAAUGACCCUUCAAGGUCCAUGAUCAACAAUCCUCUGGCCUACAAAAUCUUGCUGAUAGACAACAGCGUGUGGCGGCUGCACCAUUUCGAAACACAAGAGCUCUACUUCAAGCAGUUUCUCGCCUUUGCCAAGGACAGUGUACACGUAAAGUUCAACCUCAAGCGCUUAACUAGGAUGCGAGCAUUGAGACGAUUGCUCGAAGCACUGAAGUCAGAGAACGUGUCGAGAAUGACUAUGCCAUCCUAUAGCGCGGCCCUGUCAGCACUUCUUCCUACUGCUACCAAUGCAGAGAUGCUGCGGUCGAUGGCCCUUUUCAUCACGUUUUCGGUACACAAAUACAACAACACAGCCAGACCGCGAAAAGCAGCACGUUCAAGAGCAUCUUCUGGCGCUGGCUCAAUGACGCCUUCGUCAGGAGAGAGUACAAAUCUUUCUCAGUUUGAGAUCGGUGUCGAAGUCCUUCGUCUAUACUCAGAGAUGCUAUGUAGAAAGGAUGACUUGGUGUUGAUCAAGAAAUUUGCACGAACAGUCACAAACAAAUGGCUGUUGUAUUUAUUGUCCGAAACUUCCCCGGAGGUUGUCGUGCUGUCAAUGCGCAUCCUCGCGCGACUGCUAGUGGUGCAUGGCCAAUCAUACGUUAAGAAGUUCAAGGACAAAACUGGUGGCUUCGAAAUUAUGGGACAUCGCCUGAAAAGAUGGUGGCACUUACCAGCACUUUGGCCGACCUGUUUCGCGAUACUUUUUGACGUUGAUGUGGCAGAACUCGAUUUGGAUCGAUCCUUCGAUUUAUUCUCAUUUGUCGAUUUGUUCAAUUCGAAGAAAGAAUACGGUAUUGUCUAUCCUGAGAUGUUCGAAGUCAUCUCUGGCAUGUUGCAAUCGGGUCUCAAAACAAUUGUCUCGUCUAAGCAGCACCAGACUGGGUUGCAGGUACAGACCACAACGCCAGUCUCUAGCUCCCCAGAAAGACUGUCUAUGUCGACCAUGGCACCUCCGAACCCACUGUUGACCUUGGCUACACCACAGAACGCCGAGACAUUUAAUACCAUCAUCAGGUUUCUCUCAGAUCUACAAACAAGAUCUGCAAAAUUUCGUGGAUAUGCUGCUUCCUCGUCUUAUGUGCAAGAGCUGUUGUUCGUCCUUUUCCCUGUGGUCGUUGGUGCAGACAUCGUCGAUGCAUCGGUUGAGCUUGAUGCAAGAGAUUCAAUGUUGUCCUUUGACGGCACCGACGUUGUAGUCCACCCUCUCUCUGCACGACCUCCUAUCAUCCGAGCAGCACGCAAGGAAGUUCCUGAAAGACCAGGUCGUGGUAAAGCUCUUCGCCGCGGUUCGUCCUUCGUCAUUGUCUCUCGCGACGCCAAUAGUGGCGAUACCACUUCGGAUGUUGCAGUAGUGGAUGGAAAGCUACUCGAGUCGACGCAAGCUGCUGAGAAUAACGUCAAGCAUGCCAUUGUGCAAGGUGUCCUAGAGGUUGUCAUCUCCUUAUACGUUGACCAAAUCCUGGCCCGUAAGGACUUUGCUGGUCUGGGACUCUUCCUCAAAACUCCACCUGGCUUCAUCGAGCAUCAGACCUUCUUCGAGUCCUGGGUAUUACGCAAUACAAUCUCACAACUAUCGAACACAAUCGCCCUGGAUCAAUCACUUCUUUGUGAACCAAAGGUGCUCACCAAUUUGGCGCGCUUCUUAACACAUCUCGGUGACGCAAUAUUCGAGGGAUGGUUUAUAGGAGGAGCCGAACCUGUGAUCGAUCUUGCAUCUACCAUACUCGAAUAUUUGCAACGCAAUGACGUGUCGCAGCUCAAGAGCGUGAGACUUUGCGCCCAGCCAAUCUCUGUCAUACGUGCUGUGGUCUUCAGAGUCGAGCUUCUGAGCUUGUCGCACGUGAGUGUCAAUGAGACUUUAGCCUGCCUGAAGAAGCUUGCAUAUUGGCAAACCGUGCUGCUGGCAUCUGAAGAGGCGCAGUCAAUGUAUUUGCAAUUGCUGUGUUAUCUUUUGUAUGGAAGCCUAAUAUCGGAUGAUCCUGCUGUUCGCGUGAUUGCUGCUGAUCUGUGGCGCACCAUCCUGGUACAAAAGCCAUCGGAGACUGCCGCCAUACUUGGACAAGCUGGAACAACGGACCAAAAACAGUUGGCUGGCAGCUUCAAAAAGCUAGCAGAAUUGGAUAACGAGACUUUUCUGUCCUGGGUUGAUGAUCAUAGGACUGAGCUUGAUUCACUGUUCUUCAACACCUUGUCAAAGUCAUGGGAUGCCUUUGUGAGCGAGGAGAACGAGAAGACGGAAGAGUCUAUUAGGGCUCGUGUCAAUCGUCGCAGAGAGAAGCUCAAAGGAUGGGCUAAGACAGAAACAGACCGAGAGCAGCUGCUUCAUCGUCAUGAUGUAGCGUUUGACCAUUGGACAACCAAUAUUCAUUCGUCCGAGACCUUGAAGCACCAGAGGCUUGUUCAGGACUCUACAGAUGAUCUCGUCUUUACCAAUGCUAUGUUUUCGCGCAUGCAGAAAGAGCUUGCACGCUCCACAGAUCUGUUCGCGGAGGGCAAAUCUCGAAAGUGGCGCGUCGACCAGACAGAGGGACGCAAUCGAAUGCGCAUGCGUCUGGUCGAGGAUUUCACGCUUCCAGAUGAUGCGCAACAGCCAAGACGAAAGGGCUCCGACUUACCAGCUCUACGCCUUGACACAAGAGGAACGCGAUCCUCUAGUACGGAAUCAAGCGGUCUUACACCAGGUGGCGCUGAGUUGCCUGUUGUCGACUCACCGAUCCCUAAUGAACAGGCUUCUACCAGCGAACCCUUCCCUAGCAUCGAAAGAUCAGAAACGCUGGACAACAUGGAGGCAGAAGAAAGUUUCGAGCUAGUAGAGGAUCCUAAUGCCGGACAAGAAGAAUUCGAAGACAAAAACCGCAAAGUCAUGCGAAGUCUGCAUCGUGGCGACCAGGUUAAGCACGUUGUUAACAUAUCACGAGUAGCUGGUCUUGAAGCGAUUGAAGGACUCUUGAUACUCGGGAAAGAAUACAUCUACUUAGUAGAUGGCUUCUUUCAACGUGCGGAUGGCGAGAUCGUUCAUGUGUGGCAGGCUCCAGCUGAGGAGCGUGACCCCUAUGUCAGCAUGAUCUCAGGCCGAGCUGUAUCCGUGCAAAAGGAUACAUCUAAGGAUAAUAACCACGAGGUUCGAAGCUGGAAAUGGUCGGACGUCAUCAGCAUAUCAAAACGCAGGUUUCUUUUCCGCGACGUGGCCAUCGAAAUCUUCUUUGGCGACGGUCGCAGCUACCUGUUUACUCUUCUCAGUCUCAAGAUUCGAAACGAUCUGUUCUCUUUGAUUAGCAGCAAAGCACCACAGUACGGUAACGCUGACUCGCCCCAGUCUGAGGUAGCCUGGAGAUAUGACUCUCUCAAGAGCGCUGAGGAAGAACCGCAAACAUUCGGCGCACGUUUCACCAGUGUGUUCGCACAGUCGCCGACCUUAACCGCAACUAAGAAAUGGCAGAAAGGUGAGAUGUCCAACUUCCACUAUCUAAUGCUUAUCAACACCCUGGCUGGAAGAACGUAUAACGACCUGACUCAGUACCCUGUCUUUCCCUGGGUCAUCGCGGAUUACACAAGUGAGGAGCUUGACCUUGACAAUCCACGAACUUAUCGAGAUCUAUCAAAGCCCAUGGGUUGUCAGCAUCCAGACCGAGAAGCUGAAUUUCGUGAAAGAUAUAAACAAUUUGCAGAAAUGGGUGAUAGUAAUGCGCCUCCUUUCCACUACGGUACCCAUUAUUCUUCUGCAAUGAUCGUCACAUCCUAUCUGAUAAGAUUGCAACCAUUUGUGAAGUCAUACCUCCUGCUUCAAGGAGGAACUUUUGACCACCCAGACAGGAUGUUCUUCACUAUCCAAGGAGCCUGGAAUUCUGCUUCGCAGACCAACAUGACUGACGUACGCGAAUUGACGCCAGAGUUCUUCUACCUUCCGGAGUUCUUGACAAACCCAAACGACUACGAUUUUGGUACGCGGCAGAACAGUACUAAGUCUAUCGGCAACGUUACGUUGCCACCAUGGGCUAAGGGCGAUCCAAAGAUCUUCAUCGCAAAAAACAGGCAAGCGCUUGAGAGUCCUUACGUGAGCAAGCAUUUACACAAAUGGAUCGACCUUAUCUUCGGUUGUAAGCAGAAAGGUGAUGCAGCUGUCGAUGCUGUCAAUGUGUUCCAUCACCUCUCGUAUCAAGGCGCAAGGGAUCUUGAUGCUAUUGUUGAUCCUGUUGAGCGGCUUGCAACUAUCGGCAUUAUCCACAACUUCGGACAAACACCAUUCCAGGUCUUCCAGAGAGCUCACCCUCAGAGAGAAAACGUCAAGCACAAAUACAAACGUCUAGACAGUGCAGCAGAAUCCCUGACUAGAAUACCUGGCAUGUUGCUCGACAGCGAAGAGCGAGUGGCAUCUUUGACGUAUGCCGUCAAGGCUGAUAGGUUGCUGUGCUCGGGCGCUUUCAGGCUCAACAUACCACCAACCUAUGAUAAAUACAUGGAAUGGGGUUUCUCGGAUAACUCGAUUCGUUUUUAUGUGUCUGAGACCCGAAAACUGAUAGGAAUUUUUGAACAUCUUCAUAUCGGCCAAUUGUCUUGCGCCUUGUUUGCCGACUCAAAGACACUAGUUACUGCCGGUACUGACUGCACCAUCGCAGUGUGGACAGUCACUAGUCCCAACCAUAAGAGCGUUGAUCUCCAGCCCAGGGCGACUUUGUUCGGCCACAGAUCAAUAGUCACGACUUUGGUGUUGUCACGGUCGUUCAAUGCAUUACUCUCGUGUUCCUCUGGUGGUGAAUUAUUGCUUUGGGACCUCAAUAGAAACCCCACGGCGCGCCAACGUUGA
This is a messenger RNA of Lithohypha guttulata, 7170 nucleotides long. It is a transcript of the gene BPH1, whose product is annotated as Beige protein-like 1. The record is from RefSeq and is a predicted model, not a curated record. NCBI's taxonomy places the organism in Eukaryota, Fungi, Ascomycota, Eurotiomycetes, Chaetothyriales, Trichomeriaceae. Bases 1 to 7170 code for a protein of 2389 amino acids. The transcript has 2 exons. Gene Ontology annotation, molecular function: protein binding.